Astrephomene gubernaculifera is the source of this 1139-nucleotide messenger RNA. Lineage: Eukaryota; Viridiplantae; Chlorophyta; Chlorophyceae; Chlamydomonadales; Astrephomenaceae. The record is from the annotation of a GenBank genome assembly.
GCAUGGUUGGAUGAGAUGGGAUGGACCUCGGUUGUCGUCUGCUCCGUUGGCUUACAUACAGACCGGUACAUACAGCGGCAGGCCAACCUACACUUAUUAGUGGUUGUUGGUGGUUGAAGGGAAUAAUUUAUUGCUGGUAUAACAGCUGCCUGGUCCUGCCUGGCCUUUUAGCGCCCCAGCCUCUACGGGGACCCCUGGACGUCUGAAUGAGUGCCGCACACCGAAAGCCGCAUGGGCUGACGGCACUUACCUAGCUGGUCUUUGUUCCGAUGUCUCCUGCCUUGGGGUUGGAAUGAUUGCAACGGUUCUUCAUCGAAGAAGCCUAUACAACACUCCGUCGGUGCAAUUGAUGAUCACUACCUAUCAAAUGUUGCUUGGGAAUCUUCAUAUGUCUCGGGCUUGUCCCGAGCGCUGUGGCUGUGGGUCUGUUGUUUUGCGGAUGUCUCAGCGGUUGCAUUUUUUCUGGGCCUGUCCUGUUGAAGAUGCUGUGGUUGAGCAGCUUGAGAUCAAGUUGGGUGCUGUGGUUCCUCGGGCUGCUUUGUGGUUGGCUUUGCCUCCCUCGGGCGUGCAGCAGUGUGUUUGGGAUGCUCUUGUCCUGGGUGCUUUGUCAGCUAUGGUAGAGGGUCGGCGGUUUUUGCGGGCUUGCGUCAGUAAGGCACCCGCCAUGAACUUGGGCGCAUUGCGCGCAAUGGAAAUUACGCUGAAAAUGGGAUGGUUGCGCGCAGCGGUCCCGCGCAACACGCCCAUGUUCCUGGCCUCACAAACCUCCUCGUUUCAAAACGCAGUAUGCAUUUAUGAAAAUAGCGCUGUAUUAUCUAUUCGCAGAGUCCACCGGCGUCACAGAAGAUGUAGGAAAAGGUUGCCGACCAUGUAUGGGUUGGUUGCGCGCAACGGUCCCGCGCGGCACGCCCAUGUCCCUGGCUUACAAAUUCGCCUCGUUUUACACCGCAGAGCGUAUGUUUGGGCAUAAUAUGGUGUCCUCUUUUUGUAGCGUAUAAUGGGACGUUGGGAAAUGUAAGAAACGGUUACAAAGUACACAUGGGCUGGUUGCGCGUAAUGGUCCCGCGCAGCCAGCCCAUUUGCCAGGCACUGCCUGGCUUUCAUAAAAUGAAGCCGCAGUUUGUAACUUUGAUAACGGC